GAUUGGUGGACAAGAAGUAGAGAUGACAGAAAAAGAAGAAAAGGAGGUGAAGAAACAAGAACGUGAAACACAAAAGGUUGAAUUUAAAGAAGAGGAAGAGCUGGGGAGAAAUGAUGAAGUUGCAGAGAGCGAAGAAGAGCAACAGGGUGAUAGAAAAGAGGAAGAGAUGAAGGACAUAGAAGAAAAGGAGGCAGAGAAACAAGAGGAACAAAAGUUGGAUGGAAAUGAAGAGAUGGAGAAGAACGAAGAAACUGAGGCAAAGAAACAAGAAGAACAAGAAGAGAUUGGUGGACAAGAAGUAGAGAUGACAGAAAAAGAAGAAAAGGAGGUGAAGAAACAAGAACGUCAAACACAAAAGGUUGAAUUUAAAGAAGAGGAAGAGCUGGGGAGAAAUGAUGAAGUUGCAGAGAGCGAAGAAGAGCAACAGGGUGAUAGAAAAGAGGAAGAGAUGAAGGACAUAGAAGAAAAGGAGGCAGAGAAACAAGAGGAACAAAAGGUGGAUGGAAAAGGAAAGGAUCUAGAAGAAGUCGAAGAAACUGAGGCAAAGAAACAAGAACAAGAACAUACUGAUGAAAAAGAAGAUCUAGAAGAAGUUGAAGAAGCUGGGACAAAGAAACAAAUAGAAGAACAAAUUGGUGGAAAAGAAGAAGAAACGAAGGAAAAAGAAGAAAAGGAGGCAAAGCACCAAGAACAAGAAAAACAAGUUGAUGUAAAAGAAGAGUUGCAGGAAAACGUCAACAAAUUUGCAGAGAUGGAAGAAGAGCAAAAUGUUGAUGGAAAAGAAGAAGAGAUGGAGGAAAACCAAGAAACGGAGGCAGAGAAACAAGAGCAAGGGAAACAACAGAUUGGUGGAAAAGAAGAAGAGAUGAAGGAAAAAGUCGACGAAGUCACAGAGAAUGAAGAAGAACAAAAAGUCGACGAAGUCACAGAGAAUGAAGAAGAACAAAAAGUCGACAGAAAAGAAGAAGAAAUGGCGGCCUCAGUUGACGAAGAAGUAAAUGCAGAAGAAGAAAGAGAGUUGACAAAGGAGCCAAACACUGUGCCAACCAACCAGCUCCAUCAAUCACAGUGUCCUGAAACGCUGAGUCAUGCUGGAGCACGAACACCAAACGAAGCUCCCACAGAAGAAGAGAAAGACUCGGGCGCUGCCAAGAACGAGAACGGGGACAUUUAUCCCACAUCACCGAGCAACGACAACGAGACAGAGGAAGCUCCACCACAAGCUGCUCCUCUGACCCACUCAGACCUGAACCAGUCUGUUGAUGCUCCUCUGGAUCUGACAGAGGUGGGAAUACAUAGUCUGGAGGAACAGGAGCGACUGACAUCAUUUCCUGAUUCAGGACAUCGAGGUGAAACAGCAGCUGACGACAACACUCGAGAGAGUACACCUGAACUACACGCAGGCUGCAGGUCGGAGGAGAAAGUGUUGUUGAUGGAUGCAGCUGCCGAGCCAUCGUUAGUGGCUGGACAAGACAGUGAAGAGCUCAGUCCAACCCAAAACUCAUCCAGCACAGAAACCCCUGAGAUGAAAGUGAAGGGGGACAAAGGGGACAAAGAGGAAGGAGGUCAAAUCUCUCACAAUAUGAACGGUGAGGCGGACGACAAGAACGGCAGCCGACAAUCCUCGAAGUACAAAACCGUGUCCUACAGGAGGAUCAGGAGAGGAAACACCCGACAGAGGAUUGAUGAGUUUGAGGCCAUGAUGGACUCGUGAUUGAAAUAUUGUCAGAGUGUUUGGUUCUGUUGGAUUUGUGGGGUGCAACCCCUCGCAGUAACAUAUAAAGAAAAGUAGUGGACCCAGGAUAGAGCCUUGUGGUACACCAUACUGAAUGUGUGGUCUGUAAUUUUUCCAAAUUGUGUGCUAAAUAAAUAAAGUUUAAAUUUGUUUAUGUAGCACCAAAAGGCCAUGGGUUUGAGGUCUCAGUUACCUAACUAAAUUUAAUAUUGUCAGAGUGUUUUGUUUCUUGUGGAUUUUUGGGAUUGUGGAUGCAGUCCUGAGUGGUAACAUAUAGAGAAAAGUAGUGGGCCCAGGAUAGAGCCUUGUGGUACACCAUACCAAAUGUUUGGUCUUUUUUUCCAAUUUUGUGUUUGAAAGGUGCUGAAUAAAUAAAGAUUACAUUUGUUUAUAUAGCACCACAAGGGGCUUUUGGGGAUGUUGGAUGCAACCGCAAGUGGCAACAUAUAGAGAAAAGUAGGGGGCCCAGGACAAAGCCUUGUGUCACACCAUAAAAACUGUCCGAUCUGUAUCUUUUCCAAUUUUGUCUGUGAAAGGUGCUAAAUAAAUAAAGUUUUAAUUUGUUUAUGUAGCACCAAAAGACCACAGAUUUGAGGUCACAGCUAACAGUGACAUAUAGGUUUGAGGCCAUGGUGGACUCGUGAUUAAACCCUAAAUAUUGUCACAGUGUUUCGUUCUGUUGGAUUUUUUUGGAAUCUUGGAUGCAACCCCAAGUGGUAACAUAUAGAGAAAAGUAGAAGACCCAGGAUAGAGCUUUGUGGUACUGUGGUACAUUAACAGAGACCUAUCUGAUGUAGAUGUUAGCAUUUUGCAAAUGUAAAUACUGAUUAAACUGCAAGAACAAAUAUCAUUUAAAAUAUCAUUAUAACUUCACAUAUCUGUAAAUCCUAGAAAUCGAACACAGUGAUACACUAAGCAACAUAAUUUUGGUUCUGAAAAAGUUGUGACUGAUACAUGUAUAGCUGACUGAUGUGUUUCUAGUUAAUGUAAACUUCACUGUCUGAUCAUCACCAUUGUAUUAUAUUUAUUAUUGAAUUUAAUUACAAUAAACAAGCUUAA
Epinephelus fuscoguttatus (brown-marbled grouper) is the source of this 2794-nucleotide messenger RNA. Its product is annotated as DNA ligase 1-like. The record is from RefSeq and is a predicted model, not a curated record. Bases 23 to 1714 code for a protein of 563 amino acids. The transcript has 2 exons. Gene Ontology annotation, molecular function: actin binding. NCBI's taxonomy places the organism in Eukaryota, Metazoa, Chordata, Actinopteri, Perciformes, Serranidae.